AUGAACUUCUUCGCUGCUUUUGGCGGUGCCCCUACCGUCCAGACCCGAAAAGCCCUCCUCCUACUCGACUUCCAAAACGACUUUGUUCGUCCCUCUGGGGCUUUAUAUGUCCCCAACACCGCCGAAUUUCUCGAUACUCUGCCUCAUCUCGCCAGUGCCUUUCGUUCUACGGGAAGCGUAUUUUGGAUACAAUCGUACUAUGAGACUCGUUGCGAGCUGGUCGACGCGAAUGAGCAGGGCCUGGUGGUGCUAGGUCGCGGGGAAGACCACAGCAAAAAGAAGAGUCAUACAGGCAACGAACAGAAUGACGAAGAAGCCUUUCUAUCCGCGGAAUCUUCUCGAUGCGGCGAUUCUCACAGUCCGGGGGGACAACUGCCUGCGCCGAUUGUAGCUGCCUUUGACUCACAGCAUGACAUUCUGACCACCAAAUCCGACUAUUCUGCUUUGCGCAACGACCGACUUGUUCUGACUCUUCGCUCCCAACUCAUCACAGAAAUCUACAUCUGCGGUUCUUUGUCCAACGUAUCCGUCUACGCGACUGUUCUCGACGCUGCUAGCUUGGGUUUUUCUGUUACUUUAGUUGAAGACUGUUUGGGCUUUCGCAGUUUCGAGCGACACGAAGAAGCAAUGAGGCGCAUGGCUGAUAUCUUUGGUGCAAACGGCAUAACAUCUAGGGAACUCAUGCAAGAACUCGACUGGCAGAAAACGGAUCGCAUUGCCGAAAAGGGAGAUUCCAAGCCACGACCGGCUAGAUCUACAGGCAUAGAAGAUGUUCUGGAUAACUUUGAUUUUCGGGCUACGGAUGGCCAUGAGCCUGAUGGUGUGAACGACGAGGAGGAUGAGAAACCGGGCCUCAAGAUCGCCCGCGCUAAGGAUCGUUAUGGUCCACCCCGAGAACAUGCGGAUAAGAAGGUACGCCCAAGAGUGCGCCGGGUUAGACGGCCAGAUGAGAAGCCAGAGACCAGUUCACGAUCUGAUGCUCGACGUGUGCGCAGAUCGAAGCAAUCCCAGGACCUCCGCGGACCAGGCGAUGUGAUCGGAGAGGGCGAUUCUCGCAUUGUCCAUGACUUGGACUUGCCGUCAGAUGCGUUUGAAAAAAUUCGACGCGAGGUGGCAUGGCAGAAAAUGUACCAUAUGUCAGGCCAGGUCCCACGACUGGUAGCUGUCCAGGGAAGGGCACAGGUUGAUGGGUCGAUUCCGAUCUACCGUCAUCCAGCCGACGAAUCACCACCUUUGCAUCCAUUUACGGAGAUGGUCGAUCGGAUUCGUGCCAUUGUUGAGCAGAUUCUGGGCCACCCACUGAAUCACGUCCUGAUCCAGCUGUACCGAGAUGGCCAGGAUCGCAUCUCAGAGCACUCUGACAAGACGCUGGACAUUGCCCGUGAUUCGUACAUCUGUAAUGUCAGCUUGGGUGCUCAGCGUGUCAUGGUCCUUCGCACGAAGACUGCCGAAGAAGAUUCGACCAAGCAGUCGCAGCGCAUUCCUCUGCCACACGAGUCUCUGUUCAUUCUGGGCCAAAAAACAAAUAUGCGCUGGCUACACGGCAUUCGUCCGGAUAAGCGUCCUGAGUCGGAGAAGUCCACUGAAGAGCGGGCAUACGGCGGCGAACGUAUCUCAUUAACGUUCCGACACAUCGGGACGUUCCUAAACCCAACGGGCGAUACCAUCUGGGGCCAGGGCGCUGUGUCUAAGGAACAAGGCCAAGCAAGACCAGUAAUACACGGUGACGUAGCCGAGACGGAGCGACUGAUCCGCGCUUUCGGCCAGGAGAAUCAUGCUACCGGGUUCGACUGGGACGGUUUUUAUGGCAGUGGAUUUGAUGUGGUCAACUUUGUCACCGCAUCGACUGCGCAAGUGAUCCCAGGACAUGAUCCGGUAGCGAAUCUUCGAGUCCGACUGUGUUUGAGCGAGAGCAGUCUACGUUAUGAUGUGGUGACUACUGAACAAGCAUCUAUCAAGCCAAGUGACAAGCGGCCAGUCUACAUCGGAAUGGAUGACACCAUUAUCGCUGGUGAUGUUGAGAUCAUGAAUUACUUCGUGCAGCAGGCUCAUCUUGAAGCGCUGCGUCCAGGAAUAGAACGAUUGCAAGGAGGGGCUCAUCUGCGCGAGAUUGAAAAACUGUUGACGAGCUGGCGACAGCACCGUGAUCCUACAGAUUCACUCGACGCUUUGCGGCCAUGGGAAAUGGCACUGGAUGGCAAACACUAUCUGGGAGGAAGUAUUUUCACCGUCGACGACUGCUCCCUCUGGCCCGUCCUGUGGGAAAUCGUACAAACUAGAAGCAAAUUACCCGGCCGGUUCUCCAAUCUGCGUCACUACUAUAACCGAGUGGAGAAGCGCGGGCUGGUCAAGGCGGUUCUGGAAGAGUAA
Messenger RNA from Aspergillus ruber CBS 135680, 2370 nucleotides. RefSeq names its product isochorismatase family protein family. The transcript has a single exon. NCBI's taxonomy places the organism in Eukaryota, Fungi, Ascomycota, Eurotiomycetes, Eurotiales, Aspergillaceae. The coding region runs from base 1 to 2370 and encodes 789 amino acids. The record is from RefSeq and is a predicted model, not a curated record. Gene Ontology annotation, molecular function: dioxygenase activity. Gene Ontology annotation, biological process: DNA alkylation repair; DNA repair. Gene Ontology annotation, cellular component: nucleus.